AUGGAAAGGUUAGCGUUUGGGUGGGUAAUAGGGGUGAGUGUUGUGCAAGAGGAUUAUUGGGCACAAGUUGAUGGUAAUGUAGGAUUGUGGUGGGGAAAGUUUAGCGGUGGUGUCUGGAAAACCAUCAGUUCUCUGCAUGUCAUCUGGUUUAGUGGUGGUGGUUAUCAGAAAGUCGAUGUGGCGCUGAAGUCAUCCAUCGUUGGAGGUGUUAUACUGCUUGAUAUCACCGUUAGUUGGGGUGUUUGCAUCAGAGUGCUUUGUGUUGACAUGACGGCGGAGGAAGUUUGUCCUCCGACAGCCAGUCGUUGUGGCUCGGUUGUUGGAGCGGUGGUUACUGUCGAGCCGCCUUGUUGUGAUGUUUCACCGGUGAUGGGCUGGUGUGGCUUCUUCGUGCGUGCUGAAAAGGGCGAGGAAGUAAAUCGCCAUAUCAAACCUAGACAACAACAACAACUAGUAGUAAAGCCUCAACCGAGUUCCCCUAAAAUUAAUCAAGAGAAGGCGAUCAACAAGGCUAGGGGGAUACUUUCAACGGGUUGUGAUGUCGUCGGUGAAGAUGGUGGAGGGUUUAUAGGAGCGGGUGGUCGUGGUAUGAAUGAGGAAGAUGAGGAAGAAACAGAUCUUGACAAAGUGAAUGUUGAAAAGCUUGCUAAAUAUCUUGGUCCUGAGAAGUUUGACAUUUUGACUCAAGCAUUUGAAGAAGCUAGGGCGAAUGUGUUACCCUCUCCUGAAGAAGAUGCCCAUGUGGAUGCAAUGCAUACCAAUAUUUUGUCGGAGUGUGAAGCAGAAUACUUAAUGGCAAAGUUUGAUUCGAAUCCUGACAUUGAUGAGAAUCCUCGUGUACCUCUUCGAGAUGCUCUUGAGAAAAUGAAGCCCCUCCUAAUGGCUUAUGAAAAUAUUUAA
Messenger RNA from Lactuca virosa, 900 nucleotides. Lineage: Eukaryota; Viridiplantae; Streptophyta; Magnoliopsida; Asterales; Asteraceae. The record is from the annotation of a GenBank genome assembly.